AUGACCACCAAAACUGAAGACAUCACAUUCCCAACCCACGAUCCGAAUGCACCAUUUAGUUUUCCAUUAGAAGAAGAAAAAGUAUUACAAUAUUGGAAAUCGAUUGAUGCAUUUAAAACUUCAUUGGCUCAAUCUAAACUUGAAUUAGAUGCUGGACUUCGUACUCGAUGGAAUUUUUAUGAUGGUCCUCCUUUUGCUACUGGUUUACCUCAUUAUGGUCAUCUCUUAAUGGGUACUGUUAAAGAUAUCGUCACUCGAUUUGCUCAUGCUGAUGGUCAUUAUGUUGAACGAAGAUUCGGUUGGGAUUGUCAUGGAUUACCUGUCGAACAUGAAAUUGAUAAAAAAUUACAAAUCAAAUCUAAAGAUGAUGUGAUGAGAAUCGGAAUCGAAGCUUAUAAUGCAGAAUGUAGAUCGAUUGUCAUGAGAUAUUCAUCAGAAUGGAGAUCAACGAUUGAAAGAAUGGGAAGAUGGAUUGAUUUUGAUAAUGAUUAUAAAACGUUAAAUGUAGAUUUUAUGGAAAGUAUUUGGUGGGUAUUUCAACAACUUUGGUCAAAAGGUCAGGUUUAUAGAGCUAGUAGGGUGAUGCCUUAUUCGACUUCUUGUACUACACCUCUUUCUAACUUUGAAGCCGGAAGUGAUUAUCGUGAUGUGAAUGAUCCAGCCGUGACGGUGUCUUUCCCAUUACUGGAUGAUCCGAAUACUUGUUUAUUGGCUUGGACAACGACUCCUUGGACUUUACCAUCUAACUUAGCACUCUGUGUUCAUCCGAAACUCACUUAUCUCAAAAUCUUUGACGAAACUCAUCAAAAACAUUUCAUCAUUUGUGAUAAGUUAUUAAGCACACUUUAUAAAGAUCCUAAAAAAGCUAAAUUCAAAAAAGUAGCCACUUAUUUAGGUUCAGAACUUGAAGGAUGGAAAUAUGAACCAUUGUUUCCUUAUUUUUAUCAAGCUUAUCAACAAACCGGUUUUAAAGUCGUCACCGAUACCUAUGUUACAUCAGAUUCAGGUACUGGGAUCGUUCAUCAAGCUCCAGCCUUUGGUGCAGAAGAUCAUGAAGUUUGUAAACGUCAUGGAGUCGUACCUGUCGAUUCGAUUCCUCCUUGUCCACUUGAUGAUAGUGGUCGAUUUACAAGUGAAGUACCUGAAUUCGAAGGUCAACAUGUCAAGGAAGCAGAUCCUCAUAUUACUAAAUACCUUAAAAACAAAGGAAGAGUAAUUGUUCAAAGUCAAAUCAAACAUUCUUAUCCAUUUUGUUGGAGAUCAGGAACACCAUUAAUUUACCGAGCCAUCCCAGCCUGGUUUGUAAGAGUCCAACCAAUAGUUGAUCAAUUAGUAGAAAACAAUAAGAAAACUAGAUGGGUUCCAGCAUCUGUUGGAGAAAAUCGAUUUCAAAGUUGGUUAGCUAAUGCACGAGAUUGGAAUAUUUCUAGGAAUAGGUAUUGGGGUACACCAUUACCGAUUUGGGUUAGUGAUGAUUAUGAAGAACAAAUUUGUGUAGGAUCGAUUGAAGAAUUAGACAAAUUGACGGGAUGUGGAAGGUUAAAAGAUUUACAUCGAGAAACGAUUGAUAAGAUUUUGAUUCCUUCAAAGAAAGGUAAAGGAUUCUUGAAACGGGUAGAUGAAGUCUUUGAUUGUUGGUUCGAAUCUGGAAGUAUGCCUUAUGCUCAAGUACAUUAUCCGUUUGAGAAUAAAGAAACGUUUGAAUCGGCUUUUCCUGCUCAAUUUAUUGCUGAGGGUAUGGAUCAAACUCGUGGUUGGUUCUAUACACUCUUGGUUUUAUCUACUCAUCUUUUUCAAAAAGCUCCUUGGCAGAAUUUAGUUGUUUGUGGACUUGUAUUGGCUGAAGAUGGAAAGAAAAUGAGUAAAAGUUUAAAAAAUUAUCCGAACCCAGAUUUGAUCAUUAACCAACAUGGUGCAGAUCCCUUAAGACUUUUCUUAAUCAAUUCACCCGUCGUACGAGGCGAGAAUUUAAGGUUUAGAGAAACUGGAGUGAAAGAAGUGGUCGGAAGAGUCAUGUUACCUUGGUUGAAUUCAUAUCGAUUCUUCUUAGGUCAAGUUUCAUUAUUAAAAAAGGUGUCCAAAAUCGAUUUUGUUUAUGAUCAUCAAGCUAAACUUUCUGAAAACGUAAUGGAUCGUUGGGUUUUGGCUAGAUGUCAAGCUUUAAUUAAAUCUGUUCGAACUGAAAUGGAAGCUUAUAGAUUGUAUACUGUUGUACCACAGAUGUUGGAUUUGGUGGAUGAAUUAACUAAUUGGUAUAUUCGAUUUAAUCGUCGUAGACUUAAAGGAGAAAAUGGAGCAGAAGAUGCAGUGGUGGCUCUUAAUACUUUAUUCGAAACCCUUUUUACACUUUGUAGAACAUUAUCAUCAUUUACACCCUUCUUAACUGAAAACAUUUAUCAAGGAUUACGAAGGUUUUUUCCGAACGAAAUGAUUCAAAGUUUAAAAUCAGAAGGAAACGAUUUAAGAUCGAUUCAUUUCUUAUCAUUUCCAUUAGUUCGAGAAGAGUUUUUUGAUUCGGUGAUUGUUAGAAGGAUGAAAAGAAUGCAAGCUGUGAUUAAUUUAGGUAGAACGAUUCGAGAAAGAAAGACGAUUUCAUUAAAGACACCAUUGAAAGAAUUAGUGAUUUUCCAUAAUGAGAAUGAAUAUUUAGAAGAUGUGAAGAUGUUGGAGAAUUAUGUGAAGGAUGAAUUAAACUUACAUCAGAUUACCUAUAGUUCAGAUGAAGAGUUAUGUGGAGUGAAAUAUAAAGCAGCAGUUGAUUGGACGAAACUAGGUAAACGAUUAAAGAAAGAGAUCGCCUUGGUUAAGAAAGGAUUACCAUCUGUGACAUCUGAAAUGAUGAAAGACUAUAUGAAAUCCUCUCGAAUUAGCAUUGGAGGGAUCGAAGUGAUCGAAUCGGAAUUAAUGGUUUCUAGAUAUGUAGAAGACAAUCGAUUAGGAGAAAGAUAUGAAUCGAAUACAGAUGAAGAAGUGGUAGUGUUACUAGAUUGUGAGAUUUCAUUAUUAUUAGAAUACGAAGGAUUUGCAAGAGAGAUGAUGAAUCGAAUUCAAAGAUUAAGGAAGCGAGCAGGAGCCAUUCAAACUGAUGAUUUAGAUGUAUUUUAUGAUUUUGAAGAUGGAACGUCGGAUGAACAAAUCGAUUAUUUUGAAAAGGUUUUGGUUAGUCAGAAAGAAGUGAUCUUAAGGGUUUUGAGAAGUUUACCUUUGAAAGAUUCUCAAAGAGAUCCUAGGAAAGAAGUCUUGAUUGAAGAAGUUCAGGAGAAAUGGAAUGAUUUACCAAUUAAAUUUGUUUUGGUUAGAACUCAUUAA
Messenger RNA from Melampsora larici-populina 98AG31, 3309 nucleotides. RefSeq lists its product as uncharacterized. The coding region runs from base 1 to 3309 and encodes 1102 amino acids. Gene Ontology annotation, biological process: isoleucyl-tRNA aminoacylation. Gene Ontology annotation, molecular function: tRNA binding; ATP binding; isoleucine-tRNA ligase activity. The transcript is spliced from 13 exons. The record is from RefSeq and is a predicted model, not a curated record. NCBI's taxonomy places the organism in Eukaryota, Fungi, Basidiomycota, Pucciniomycetes, Pucciniales, Melampsoraceae.